Messenger RNA from Loxodonta africana (African savanna elephant), 1222 nucleotides. RefSeq names its product histone H2A.Z. The transcript is spliced from 4 exons. Gene Ontology annotation, cellular component: nucleosome; chromatin. The coding region runs from base 132 to 806 and encodes 224 amino acids. The record is from RefSeq and is a predicted model, not a curated record. Gene Ontology annotation, biological process: heterochromatin formation. Gene Ontology annotation, molecular function: DNA binding; protein heterodimerization activity; structural constituent of chromatin. NCBI's taxonomy places the organism in Eukaryota, Metazoa, Chordata, Mammalia, Proboscidea, Elephantidae.
UAAAGGGAGCGGGGAAGGCGGGAGACAGCGCAGUUUGAAUCGCGGUGCGACGGAGUAGCUGCCGGGAUCUCGCUGGGUGUUUGACUAGCCCUUUCUCUGCCUUGCUUGUUUGAGCUUCAGCAGAAUUCGAAAUGGCUGGCGGUAAGGCUGGGAAGGACUCCGGAAAGGCCAAGACAAAGGCGGUUUCCCGCUCGCAGAGAGCCGGCUUGCAGGUCAGUAGUUGUUUGUGCAGCCUUGGAGUCGUGGCGUUUUUCUUUGCCGUCCUUUCUUGUUUAUCAUCGCUCUUGACUGGCGUUUGGUCUUUUCGUGGGCGACGCGGUGUCGCGACUUGGGUUGUCGAUAACGAUAAAUGUCGGGAAGGGGAGGAGAUCACGUGUGUUGAUACUGGAGCGUGUUGCUGCACCAGCGUCGCCCAUGCUCCUUGCUUUGGCGCGCGUAUGAUUUUCCUAUCUUUGACUUAUAUGUUUGUGCAUUUAUGUUUAUGUGUGCUUAAAAUUAAGUUUCCGGUGGGCCGUAUUCAUCGACACCUGAAAUCUAGGACGACCAGCCAUGGACGUGUGGGCGCCACUGCCGCUGUGUACAGCGCAGCCAUCCUGGAGUACCUCACCGCAGAGGUACUUGAACUGGCAGGAAAUGCAUCAAAAGACUUAAAGGUGAAGCGUAUUACCCCUCGUCACUUGCAACUUGCUAUUCGAGGAGAUGAAGAAUUGGACUCUCUUAUCAAGGCUACAAUUGCUGGUGGUGGCGUCAUUCCCCACAUCCACAAAUCUCUGAUUGGGAAGAAAGGACAACAGAAGACUGUCUAAAGGAUGCCUGGAUUCCUUAUUAUCUCAGGACUCUAAAUACUCUAACAGCUGUCCAGUGUUGGUGAUUCCAGUGGACUGUAUCUCUGUGACAAACACAAUUUUGCCUUUUUGUAAUUCUAUUUGAGCAAGUUGGAAGUUUAAUUAGCUUUCCAACCAACCAAAUUUCUGCAUUCGAGUCUUAACCAUAUUUAAGUGUUACUGUGGCUUCAAAGAAGCUAUUGAUUCUGAAGUAGUGGGUUUUGAUUGAGUUGACUGUUUUUAAAAAACUGUUUGGAUUUUAAUUGUGAUGCAGAAGUUAUAGUAACAAACAUUUGGUUUUGUACAGACAUUAUUUCCACUCUGGUGGAUAAGCUCAAUAAAGGUCAUAUCCCAAACUUAGCUGUGUUUUAAAUUUGCUUGACUGUAAUAGGAAUUUA